Messenger RNA from Botrytis byssoidea, 1398 nucleotides. RefSeq lists its product as uncharacterized. The transcript has a single exon. The coding region runs from base 1 to 1398 and encodes 465 amino acids. The record is from RefSeq and is a predicted model, not a curated record. Lineage: Eukaryota; Fungi; Ascomycota; Leotiomycetes; Helotiales; Sclerotiniaceae.
AUGUGGCUACGCACAGCUUAUAUGCCGAGAUGUGUCGUUCCAUCUGCCCUGUCUGCCAGACACUUUCGUCCUAACAAGGUGUCAAAUUCCUUACGUCGAGGCAUGACCAGAAAGUUCUCACAGACCUGCAAAGCAAUGUCCAGCGAUGAAUCGCCAAUAAGAGCUGAGCCACCUAGAAUCAAAAACCAUGCUCAGAGUCUGGACAACUCUGAUUCCGCUCAUGCGUCGCAUCCUCAGAAGACUGCGGAAACCGAUACGAACAUGGAAAUCUACCGAGUAGUCAAGGAUUCGAGUCCCGAUAUAGUAACUGAGAAGAGGAUGGAGGAUACUAGCGGUGGCAUACCGCAGGAGCCCGACGCACACCUUGAAAUGUUCACGAAGUUCUUAAAUCGACUUGAGGGUGAUGGCUAUACGGCAUUCAAAGAACCUUCACCCUAUAAUGCCGCGACGCAGCCGAUCACUACAUUGGAAACAAAACCUAAUUCUACUUCCUCACAGAUUGUGUCCGAAGUUAACGCCAUAGGUGAGGAACAAGUCCAGGAUUUCGAAAACAGUCUGCCACGCAAUAAAGAUUCUAUUGGGGAACUUCAGAAAGCGGCUGCCGAAAAGGCCAGCGGCUACCAAGGACACGAGACAACCAAAACCGGCACGACGGCCAGUCAAGAUAUGGAGAUGCCACGCAGAAUCGAUCAAACUAUCACCAUUUGUCUACAUCUAGAUGAAAAGGUCACAAAAGAGUUAGACAGAACGGUGGCUAAAUUCUCUCAAUAUACUCCAAGCAUGAACAAUGGUCGGGCCAACGUUGCAGUUAUAAAGGGUCUGCCAGUGCAAAAUUGGAGGCAAUACCAAGUCUUCAUGCGAUUUCUACAAUUUUGGAGGUCUCCUUUCAACAUGGGACGAGUGAAGCCUGCCAUGACACGCUUGGGGCGCUACUGGGAAGUUUACUGGCAAAUAGAGGACAUCCCGGAAAUCUUAGCCAUUCGUCAAACUUUCCGUCAGGUAUUAGAGGACGAUCUUCCGCAUUAUAACUUUGCCCCUGACGCUAUUUGGGAAGCGAGAGCCGUACUCGCUCGAGGUCUCAGUCGAACUCAAGCACAAGAAGUUGUGGAUUCAAUCAACAUAGCACAUCCGGAUGGGAUUGACCUUGGUAUGAUCACGCGGUGUGUUUUAGUUCAUACGAUUUUCAGUUAUAGCAAAGUUCGUACAACUGUCACUCAAUCUCCGGAAUUUCCCUUGAUGGGUGUAAAGUCGGAUCAAUUAUCUCAUGGCGCCAAUGAGCACACAGAAACCAAAACUUUAUGGAAUCGCUUGAUGACACAGAUUGAUACCACAUUCUUCAAGGCCAGCAAGUCAAGUAAGUUUUACAAGACGGCGCCUGAAAAAAGACCACAGGAAUGA